CACAAGGCUAAAGCCUGUGUGUGCUGUAGAUCAGUGGUUCUCAACCUUUCCAGACUACUGUACCCCUUUCAGGAGUCAAGCCCAAGCCUGAGCUCUGCUGCCCGGGUCUGAAGCAUGUAAUAUAGCGUUACAGGCUCCCUGUGAUAUAGGGCCCUGGGCAGUUGUCCUGCUUGCCACCCCCUAAUGCCGGCCCUGCACUUGAAAACUCCCAAACCCUGUCCUGUGACCCCUUGGGGGGUCGUGACCACCAGGUUGAGAAACACUGAUCUAGAUGAGUUGGCAUACCCCCUGGAAGAUCUCUGCGUUCCCCAGGAGUACAUGUACCCCUGAUUGAGAGCCACUGUUGCAGAGUGCCAACCAUUCCUGUUGGAGCUCUCCCGGCAGCUCGGAGACCCUGAUGGUCUCGUUUCUGUUUGCAGUGUGCGCUUGGCCAGCUCUCGGGUAGGUAAUGGUGCUUCUUCUGCUUCCUUUCCAUGGAUCUGCAACGGUUCCAGGAGGGGGACCAAGAAGACUGGACCUUCCAGCCAUCGCAGGCCCCUUUUUUGACAUGGAGGAGCCACGUGCCAAGAUCCUGGCGCUGGAGACGUUUCGUGUAGAGCAGGUUCCGCCAACUGUCUAUUAUGUUCCAAACUUCAUCUCGAAGUCGGAGGAGACCUAUCUGCUGCACCAGGUUUACGCUGCCCCCAAACCCAAGUGGACCCAGCUGUCUGGAAGAAAGCUGCAGAACUGGGGAGGGCUGCCCCAUGCCAAAGGGAUGGUACCGGAGAAGCUGCCCACCUGGUUGCAGAGCUAUGCCGAGAAGAUCUCCUCCCUCGGGGCGUUUGGAGGGAAGCUGGCGAACCACGUGCUGGUGAAUGAGUACCUCCCUGGGCAGGGGAUCAUGUCUGACAUGCCAGCUCCCUCUAGCCUCAUGAAGAUGGACCUCUGUACUUCCCCACCGUCACCACCAUCAGCCUGGGAUCACACACGCUGCUGGACUUCUACCAUCCCGUCAGCAGGGGGCAGCACGCGGACAGCGAGCAGGUCCCCACGCCCCAGACAGAGGAGCAGCGCCACUUCCUGUCCCUGCUGCUGGAGCCGCGCAGCCUCCUGGUUCUGCGGGAGGACAUGUACGUCCGUUACCUGCACGGGAUCCGACCCGCCACCUCCGACGCCAUCACGGAGAAAGUGGCCAACGUGGCGGCCUGCAGCGCGGCACUCGGGGACGAGCUGCGCCGGGGAACCCGGGUGUCGCUCACCAUCCGCCACGUCCCCAAGGUGCUGAAAACGGCCAUUUUCCUGGGCAGGGGGAAGUGAGGGGAGGAGUUUGCUUCCCUCCCUCCCGCCCAGGCUCUUGCCUGAGAACGGUGCUGUGAAACGUGCAAUUAACGAGGGGGUAGGGAGGCCCGGACAUGGAAGGCUGCGGAGACCCCGUUCUCCCAGCGCGCUGCAGGAUGGGAAGAGCCGAGCCCAAAAGCGUCUCACCCGCACGGGAGGAGAAGAGCAGCCUCUGGGGUCAUCUGUACGAAGGCGCGGAGACUUGGACCGGAUGCAGCAUGGUCUAGUGGUUAGAGCGAGAGGCCAGGGUGUCAGGACUCCUGGGUUCUAUUCCUGGCUUUGGGAGGGGAGUGUGGGGUCUAGUGGUCAGAGCAGGGGGCCUGGGAGCCAGGACUCCUGGGUUCUGUUUCCAGCUCUGGGAGGGGAGUGCGGGGCCUAGUGGUUAGAGCAGGGGAUAGGAAGCCAGAACUCCUGACUUCCUACGCCCCACUCUUGCUCCUGCUUCACCGUGUGACCUUAAGGGACUCUCCCUCCACCUCCCAGUGCCUUAGUUUCCCUGGCUGUGACAUGGCAGGAGUUCUAUCCAUUGGCAAAGCACCCUGAGUACUUCAGAAGCGUGCGGCGGGCUCGCCUGCUCCUACCUAUGUUCAAACCCAUUCAUUUAAACGCGGUGAACUCUAAUAAAGGCAGGGGCGGGUCAUUCCACCUCGCUGCUGCUUGAGGAAUCA
Molecule: messenger RNA, 1985 nt
Organism: Trachemys scripta elegans
Lineage: Eukaryota; Metazoa; Chordata; Testudines; Emydidae
Gene: ALKBH6
Product: alkB homolog 6
Exons: 6
Coding region: 449-1264 (271 amino acids)
Source: RefSeq, a predicted model, not a curated record